AUGCCGAAUGGUGAUCGAGUUUUGGAAAUUAGUCGACUAGCUUUAAUUGAUGAAGGAGUUCUUGGGGAUGAACUCGAUUUUGAUAUAACCUAUGCCAGCAAUUUUAUACAAUCAGCAGCCUCAUGCGGCGAUACUUUUGAAGGAGUUGCUGUUGCUGCUUCAAUGUAUCAUAAAGAGGCAAAUUAA
Molecule: messenger RNA, 186 nt
Organism: Meloidogyne enterolobii
Lineage: Eukaryota; Metazoa; Nematoda; Chromadorea; Rhabditida; Meloidogynidae
Source: the annotation of a GenBank genome assembly